Molecule: messenger RNA, 1152 nt
Organism: Sclerotinia borealis F-4128
Lineage: Eukaryota; Fungi; Ascomycota; Leotiomycetes; Helotiales; Sclerotiniaceae
Source: the annotation of a GenBank genome assembly
AUGUCGAAUCCAGACCCAGAACCAGAUCCAUCUUAUACAGUAUUCAUAAGAUUACCAUUCCCACGUGGUGAUUUUGUUGAUCCUCCAGAUGUGGAAUGGGAUGCAGCAAAGGAUAAGGCGUUAUGGAAGAUACUGUCCAAAGCUUCUAAGAAUAGUGAUAUUGAUUGGACUGCAUUAGCUACGAAAUUCGAAGUUACCCUUGCAUUCCUUCUUCAACAAGCAGCAUGGCUUUACGAACGACAACUUUCGCAAGUUCGCGCGCAGAUGAGAAAGGUGACGGUAUCGAAAGGUUCUUUGGCUCCGUCACCAGUUCCAGGCAGUACAUCGGAAACAGUAGGUGGUGAAGGAAUGAAGAGGACAGGAUCUGGAGGUGGAGGUCCAAGGAUUCAAUCCUCCCUAUCGAAUAGAAAAGAUGUCUCUCUGUCGAAGAUUGAUGGGAGCGUACCAAAUACACCGAACCGCACAAUGGCUCCACCGUUUUCCCGCACCUCGUCUCGGGAAACAACAGUACAAUCCCGUACAUUCGUACCAACAAGUCCACGACCAAGCCAUGCGACCACAAAUCGACGAUCGCUCUCUCCAAAACCACAAUCACGACCGGCUUCAAUGGCAAUCGACCAUCCACCCCGAAACUCCCCCCAACAAACACAACUUUCCUCGCCCUCCGACUCUUCUGAUGACGAUGCGCUACCACUGCAAUCAAGACUUCUCCGCCGACGCUUCCCCUCCAUCAAGAAAACAGCCGAAGGUCCCUCAUCUGACGACGAUGGACCCGCCUUUCUUCCCACACCCCACGAUCCAUCUGCCACCCUCCGUGGAGACCCCCGCAAUAUGUCACGACGCACACCACUCCACCCCAGGAAACCAGUCCCAAUCGAAUCACAAACUUCAGAUUCCUCUACGAGUUCCACGGCCCAAAUUGUCAACAAAAGAUACGACUCUGUAAGCGUUGCCGGGAGACGACCACCCGCCGGUCCAUUGAGUCCGCGCCGAACCACCGAGUUACAAAGUGAGAGAAGUGAUGGAGGAACACCAAACGCAUCCGUAACACAAAGUGCACUAGAAGAGGCACUCGCGAGUAACAUGCAAGCAGGUGGCAUGGCUAGUAGAAUGAGUACCAUUAGUCAAGCUCUACGGAGUAGAUAUCUCUAA